AUGAGCACAAUUCCUUUGGCCGCCUCCUCACCUCCAGGCGUUGUGAGGGGAGCCACUUGGAACGGCGUGUUCAAGCCUGUUGGUGUGACAGGAAGAGGCGGAGGAGGAGGAGGAGGAGGAGGAGGAGGAGGAGGAGGAGGAGGAGGAGGAGGAGGAGGAGGAGGAGGAGGAGGAGGAGGAGGAGGAGGAGUGAGCAAGCAUAGGCACAGCCAAAGCUACGAUUUCUCGUCUAUGAUGCUUUCCAAGGAGUGCCUUCACAGCCCCGAGUCUGCUGGUCGUAUGUUGGUUUCAGCUCUUCCACCUCGAUCCCCCCGUCUCACUCCCCCACCUCAAUCCCCCCGUCUCACUCCCCCACCUCAAUCCCCCCGUCUCACUCCCCCACCUCAAUCCCCCCAUCUCACUCCCCCACCUCAAUCCCCCCGUCUCACUCCCCCACCUCAAUCCCCCCGUCUCACUCCCCCACCUCAAUCCUCCCGUCUCACUCCCCCACCUCAAUCCCCCCGUCUCACUCCCCCACCUCAUCCCCCCGUCUCACUCCCCCACCUCAAUCCCCCCGUCUCACUCCCCCACCUCAAUCCCCCCGUCUCACUCCCCCACCUCAAUCCCCCGUCUCACGUCGUCAUCUCGAUCCCCUCUUCUUAG
This is a messenger RNA of Closterium sp. NIES-65, 642 nucleotides long. The record is from the annotation of a GenBank genome assembly. NCBI's taxonomy places the organism in Eukaryota, Viridiplantae, Streptophyta, Zygnematophyceae, Desmidiales, Closteriaceae.